Messenger RNA from Medioppia subpectinata, 3644 nucleotides. NCBI's taxonomy places the organism in Eukaryota, Metazoa, Arthropoda, Arachnida, Sarcoptiformes, Oppiidae. The record is from the annotation of a GenBank genome assembly.
AUGUCGUCGGAAGAGGACUCCUCUAUGGAUGUUAUGUCAGACCAGUCUUUAAAAGGCUGUAAAAUCAAGAGAACUCGUCAGAGAGUAGACGCCGGAGAGCCGCGAAACAGUUACGCCAGUAUUGCCAACUUCUCCUCACGAGGCGGUUAUCUUAACCAUCCCUACCAUCAGUACAGCAACGGUCUCAACAUAUCUCCCAAUAGUAAAUUCAUCGGUGAUCUCAUCUCUAAGUCUUCGUCGGAGAACAACAGCUCGAAAGCCAAUAACUCGGAUAUGAUUGUCAUCGACGACGCGGUCAUGCAGUUAGUGAACGGAGGUCUGAGCGCCGGUCAGAUCGCACCUCCGUUUGUGAACGGAGCCGGAAAUGGACUGAAUUCACUGCAUCUCAAGACUGAAACCAAUAAUAAUAAUAAUAUCUCCAAUUGUAAUAACAAUAAUAGCAGUCAUUCAUCCGAUUUGGAGUUUAAUUUCAAAACGAGUGGCAGUUAUAUGUCAUCCAAAGGUAUGGGCUCUGAGGUGUCGGUUCCCGGCGCUCAUCUGUUGCGCGAUAUUCUCCAAACGGGCAGAAAGUUGGCUGAGAAUAGCGGAGAUCAGUGUAUGGAAAGGGCUGACCAAUCAAACCAUGGCAUCCAAAGUCAGUCAAACAGCUCCGGAAACAACAAACUGGCGAACAGUGGAAAGGGAGGAGAGGGAGGACUCUCUCAAUGCUCCGAUGCCUCCGAUCUCGACGACGAGGAGAACGAGCGCCCGGAGAGCAGAGAUGAUGACGGCAUGGAUCACAUCAUUAACAGCACUGAUCAGAGCUCUCCCAUCAAAGACAAGUCACUACUGGAAUCGUCGCGAUCGCCAUCACCGGCACUAUCGGCCCAAUCGAACCGUCCAAACGCUCACAACUCCAGUCCAGCCAUCGCUGACGUGAAGAGAGCCCGAGUGGAGAACAUUGUGUCCAAUAUGUUAUUGGGAGGCAAUGGGCCGACAGUCGGAGGCCUGAAAGGCGGUAACGGAGACGCUGUGAACGCGUCAGUGAACGGGUGUAAGAAGCGAAAGCUAUAUCAACCGCAACAAAGCAAACUCAAUGACCAAACCGGCGAUGAAGACGAAGAGGUCGAGUAUUUGGCCGACGAGGAGGACGACGACGAAGACGUUGUCACUCACAUUGAUUUGUCGGCCAAACGGGCGAAGACUGAGAACAGGAAUGACUUGAGACGACAGUUGGAGGACAUGCAGUCACAGCUGAUCGCUAUGAGACAGAGGUAUGUGGAACUGUUCGAAGCCCAACAGCUGCAGCAGAAACAGUUGUCUCUCACCUCCAGUCCCGUCAAUCUGACGACUGCUGUCUCGGCCGACGACGACUUGGACGACACCGAAAUGGAGGAAAUGGCCUCCGAUAAGGGACCCAACACUCCUGCGUCCCAAUUAAGUGAACUCACAAACAGAGACAUGAGUGCAAACGUUACGCCCACCGCUCGGCACCCGAUGCCCGGCGCCGGCGAUGCCUCCCAUUUCCUGGACGAAGCCCGACGUCUCAUCUCAGAGCAGGAGAAGAUCGCCCGGCGAUCGGACCGUCAGUCCUGUAUUGUGCGCAACAGUGGCUCAACACAGGCACCCAUUCCUGACAUGGAUUGGCUCAUCGACUCCCUUAAGACUGAUAUCCAGAGCUCUGUUAUGCAAAUAAUAGACACGACUUUCUCGAAAUAUAUCCAAAAAAGACAAACAAAACUGCCCUUCGAUUCAAACGAAUCGAAAAAUGAAAUCACGAUUUUGUCCCAAAUGUUGGACCGAAAGUCUCCGCGAACUAAAGUGAUCGAUAGGGGGGCUGCUAUUGGAGCGGCCACUAUAGGCAAUGCCAUCAAGACUAACAUCAAUGGCCACUCUUCGCGUGGAAGUCCGUUCAGUCUUCCCACAGAGACAGCGCCGGCGCCCCGACCGACACCCUUCUCGUUCCCGACCCCUAACUUCAAGUCUCCCUUUUAUAUGCCAAACGUGGCACCCGUUGGCGCACAGAUGCCUCAACAGCCGGCAAUCAUUCCCUCAGCUCUCGCACAUCAUUUCAAUAGUAUUGCCUCGAGUUUGAGUCAACGCAGCGAACAAUCAAACAAUUAUUGCAACCGAGAUAUCCCUAACAUUCCGGUCAACACUAAUGGGCACUCGAAUUCACACCUCUUCAGCCGAUCAGAUGAACCGCUUCCCGAGCAGACAGAGGCCAUGGCUUUAGUGGUGGCGCCCAAACGGAAACGACAUAAAGUGACCGACACUAGGAUUACGCCCCGAACUGUAAGCCGACUGUUAGGUCAGGACUCGCUGAUGAUGUGCAACAAUAGAGACGCUUCUUCCGUUUCACCGCCCAAUUCAAUGGUUUAUGGAAAUCACGGGCCGUCUCAACCGCCGCCACCACUAGUGCCGGUGUCAUUGCCAACAUCGGUGGCAAUACCUAAUCCCAGUCUUCAUCACACGGACCUCUUCAGUGGCACAAACUUCCCGUUUGGAGAUCACCCGCGACUCAGUUUGUUUGGGGACGACUCCGACAUGAAUAGAGAUGGUAAAAGUCAUUCAGCGGUGGUGUCGGCCGUCGCACACGCGGCCGCCGCCCAUCACUUGCAUAUGUUGGCCGCGAGUCGCGCGUCACCCGAUUCUCUUCACGGAUAUCCCGCGACAGUAAUGCCUGGCCUUCAGUACGGAAGGGGCGGUUCAGACAAUGGCAACGAAGGAUCGGAAACCAACGAAACCCAAGUGUACGACCCUACUCUGACGCCUAUGCAUCUGAGGAAAGCCAAACUCAUGUUCUUCUUCGUCCGGUAUCCGUCGUCAGCGAUACUGAAGAUGUUUUUCCCGGACAUUAAGUUCAAUAAGAAUAAUACGGCACAACUCGUCAAAUGGUUCUCCAACUUUAGAGAGUUUUAUUACAUCCAAAUGGAGAAGUAUGCGCGACAGGCCCUCAGCGAAGGCGUCAAGAACUCAGAGGAACUCCAUGUGAGCCACGACUCGGAACUGCUCCGAGUCCUCAAUCUUCACUAUAAUCGCAAUAAUCAUAUCGAUGUUCCCGAAAACUUUCGUUAUGUGAGCGAACAGACACUGAGAGAGUUCUUCAAAGCAGUCCAAUCGGGCAAAGACUCAGAGCAGUCGUGGAAGAAAGCAAUCUAUAAAGUGAUCGCACGUCUCGAUGAUAACGUUCCCGAGUAUUUCAAAUCUCCCAAUUUCUUGGAACAACUCGAAUGAGACAAUUGAAUGUUUAUAUUUAAAUAGUCAUAACCAAUAUAUAUAUAAAUAUCAUGUAAUAAUAAUAAUAGCAAACAAAUGAAUAGAAGAUGGCAUUGAAUAUACCGUCCGAAAACAGUUUUAGUCUCAAAAUUGGCUGCUCUUCACUUUUAUUGCUUCAAAAAACGGUUAUAUUAUUAUAGUAUAUAAUAAUGAAUGUUAUUAUUUCGACGAAACAAAUACAUAAUUAUUUCGACGAAAAUCCAAACGAGAACUUCGAGUGCGAAGAAGAAGACAAAGAACUGAAAACUCAUUUGGGAUAACGUUUUGAAGAAGAAUCGGUUCAAUCGAGAAGUCGUGCCUUCAAUUCCAUUGACAACUUGUAUGAGAAAAUUGUAUACAAAUUAUUAAUUCGAGUCAUUUUUAGGAAUAAUAUUUAAAGAGAAAAC